UGUGUAGCAAAAUAGGAAAAAAAAUCCGUGGCUACGCAGAAAAAUUUGUAAAUAUGGUAACUCUGUAGUCGACAGAACACUGCAGUAAGCAACCAUCUUUUUUGACAUCCACAGGUUUCGAACGAAUUUCAACCAGCUGGAAAAUCAACCAUUUUUUUGAAGGUGCAUUAUGUUCAAGUCUGUGGUUCCAGUCCUUGGCCAAGUGCCAACGGUGGUAUGCUCUUCUCAGCAGAAAUGCGGAAUGGCUACACUGAAGGCUAUUUCGAUUCGCCUUAAGUCAGUCAAGAACAUCCAAAAGAUUACCCAGUCGAUGAAAAUGGUGUCCGCCGCGAAGUACUCGCGUGCCGAGCGUGAUUUGAAACAGGCCAGACCUUAUGGUGUUGGUGCGCAGCAAUUUUACGAAAAAGCGGAAGUUGCCGUAAAGGACGAAGAACCUAAGAAGCUGUACAUCGCAAUCACUUCUGACAGAGGUCUCUGUGGUGCCGUUCAUACCGGUGUUGCUCGCCAUAUCCGUGGUGAACUAGCCCAGGAUUCAAACAUCAAGGUCAUUUGUGUAGGUGACAAAUCGCGUGCCAUCUUACAGCGCUUGUACGGAAAGAACAUUGAAAUGGUGUGCAAUGAAAUCGGUCGUUUACCACCAACCUUCCUCGAUGCUGCCAAGUUGACGAACGCCAUUCUGAAUCUAGGAUACGAUUACACCGACGGUAAAAUUAUUUACAAUAAGUUCAAGUCUGUCGUGUCUUAUGCGGUAGCCGACAUGCCUAUCUUCAGUUUGAAGACCGUCGAGAAAGCCGAAAAACUGCCAGUUUACGAUUCCUUGGACUCGGACGUCAUACAAAAUUAUCUGGAGUUUUCACUAGCUUCGCUACUGUUCUACGCCAUGAAGGAAGGUGCUUGUUCUGAGCAGUCAUCGCGUAUGACAGCUAUGGAUAACGCAUCUAAGAAUGCUGGCGAAAUGAUUGAUAAACUGACUCUAACUUUCAACAGAACUAGACAAGCUGUCAUUACCCGUGAGCUGAUUGAAAUUAUUUCUGGUGCUUCAGCUCUAGAAAGCAAAGACUAAAUAACAGUUUUGUGAAUGUAAAACAUUUGGUACUCUCCCUACAGUGAAAGCAUUAUGCAUGAGUACAUAUAAACGUCAGUACAGUUCAAUACGUCAACACUUGAAAGGGUUAAAUAGUUUACAAAAUCACGUUUAAUGGCGAAA
Messenger RNA from Malaya genurostris, 1207 nucleotides. It is a transcript of the gene ATPsyngamma, whose product is annotated as ATP synthase subunit gamma, mitochondrial. The coding region runs from base 170 to 1063 and encodes 297 amino acids. Gene Ontology annotation, biological process: proton motive force-driven ATP synthesis. The record is from RefSeq and is a predicted model, not a curated record. Gene Ontology annotation, molecular function: proton-transporting ATP synthase activity, rotational mechanism. NCBI's taxonomy places the organism in Eukaryota, Metazoa, Arthropoda, Insecta, Diptera, Culicidae. The transcript is spliced from 4 exons.